Molecule: messenger RNA, 1185 nt
Organism: Aspergillus puulaauensis
Lineage: Eukaryota; Fungi; Ascomycota; Eurotiomycetes; Eurotiales; Aspergillaceae
Product: amidohydrolase family protein
Exons: 2
Coding region: 1-1185 (394 amino acids)
Biological process (GO): secondary metabolic process
Cellular component (GO): cytoplasm; cytosol
Molecular function (GO): hydrolase activity; carboxy-lyase activity
Source: RefSeq, a predicted model, not a curated record
AUGACGACCUCUUGUGGCUGCCUUUGCGGCGCCUCGGGCCAUGGCUCCCAUGGCAUAGAGUCCACGCCUCCAUCUAUGCGCAUCGACGUCCACACCCACAUCAUGCCUUCUGAGCUGCCGAGCUUCACCCUCUUGGAUGACGAUGUUCCCAGCAAUGAAAGUCAAGAAUGGAUCACGUUGAGACCACACAACGAACAAGGCCCUGGGGCAAACGGAAUCAAUGGCUCAAAAGCACCGAAGAGAGUCGACAUGUACGUCGGCGACCGGUUCUUUAGAACAGUAGAAGCCAACUGCUACGACCCCGAGGCGCGACUGAAGGACAUGGACGAGACCGGAAUCGAUGUGCAAGUGCUGAGCACUGUUCCAAUUCUGUUUUCCUAUGAUAAGCCGGCGAAACAGGCCGCGUCUAUGGCCCGAUAUCUCAAUGAUCACAUCGCUUCAGUAUGUCACAAAUAUCCCACGCGGUUCAUCGGCCUAGCGACAGUCCCUUUGCAAGAUGUUGCGGCGUCAAUCGCGGAAUUGCGACGUUCAAAAGAGGAACUGGGGUUAAAGGGCGUUGAGAUUGGAGCUGAGAUCAAUGGACGCAGCCUGGACAGUACGGAGUUCGAACCAUUCUGGACGGCAUGCGAGGACCUGGAUUAUCCUAUCUUUGUGCACCCUUUGGGAUACGAAUGGGAAAGGGAGAAUAAGAGCCGGUGGCAGCCGUAUUGGUCUGCGUGGUUGGUAGGAAUGCCGAGUGAGACCGCUCUCGCCAUGCACGCAAUCCUCUCAUCCGGCGUGUUAGUUUCCCACCCAAAGCUACGUUUCUGCUUUGCGCAUGCUGGUGGAAGCUAUCUACCUUUGCUAGGCCGCAUUCAACACGGCUAUAACUGUCGGCCGGACCUUGUGGCGCAUAGCGCGCGGGGCGUCUUGCCAGCGGACUUCUUUAAGCAACACCAGGCCAACAUCUGGCUGGACAGCCUGAUGCACGACCCUGACCUCGUAGAGUAUAUCUGCAGGAAAAUCGGCGUUGGAAGGAUUGUUCUGGGCAGCGACUAUCCGUUUCCCCUGGGGGAGAUGCCGCAGCCUGGGGAGCUACUAUCUACAGACUCACAGAUUCAGAAAUUCCUGUGCACAAAGAGCAAGGAGCGCAUCAUGGCGAAGAAUGUAUUAGAAUUUCUAGGCAUAGAUAAGAUACCUGCGUGA